Molecule: messenger RNA, 4472 nt
Organism: Cucurbita maxima (winter squash)
Lineage: Eukaryota; Viridiplantae; Streptophyta; Magnoliopsida; Cucurbitales; Cucurbitaceae
Product: putative disease resistance protein RGA3
Exons: 8
Coding region: 253-4326 (1357 amino acids)
Biological process (GO): defense response to other organism
Molecular function (GO): ADP binding; heme binding; protein binding
Source: RefSeq, a predicted model, not a curated record
UGUUUUAAUGUCACAAAAAAAAAAAAAAAAAUUAAGGACUCUUUUAAGUCACAAGAAUAUUAUGGUCGUACUUAAAAGAAGAUCAAAUAAAUAAAAGAAAACCCAACUAUGAUCAGCACUCUCUCUCGAAGAGAUUGGGGACCUCACAUUCCGUCCAGAAGCUUCGUCGUCACAGGAUCGCCGGCUAACAAUUUCUUGAAGUUUUGCUAUUGGAUGAGAGAGGUUGCUUGAAAUUUGAGAUUAAAUAUUCAGAUGGAUUUUAAUAACGACUUCACAUUUUAUCAGGUGGGUUUAGCUGAAAAGGAUGAUAAAGAGGCGAGGGAUCUUGCAUCAAAAAUAGGCGAUAUUACCUUGAGGGAUGAAUUGGCGAAUAACACCGUUAGUAGGACUCAUGUCAUUUUGAAUGAUAAACUAUCGAAUGAUAUCAAUUCCAGAAAGCAGGCAACAGUUGGUUCUUUGGAUUUCAAUUCGUCUUCAAAACAAUCAAGUACGUUGCCAACAGAAGAGGUGAGGAAAGAUGCUGGAAAGGUUGUGAAGAAAUCAAAAAAACAAGGGAUUGCUGUGCGUAAGCAUGCAGUUCGAACAAAGGUUCCUUUUGAGAAGGGAUAUAGUCAAAUGGAUUGGCUUAAGCUUACUCGAACCCAUCCUGAUCUUGCAGAAUUGAAAGGCCAGUCAAAUAAAAGGCUUAUCCCUAUGAGCGAAGUUAAACAACAUCAGAGUGAGGGCUCCAUGUGGACUGUUCUGAGAGGUCGCGUGUACAAUUUAUCUCCGUAUAUGAAGUUUCACCCUGGAGGUACUGAAAUACUCAUGAAGGCAGUGGGAAAAGAUUGUACAUCUUUAUUCGAUAAAUACCAUGCUUGGGUGAAUGCUGAAUUUUUGCUGGAGGAGUGUCUGAUCGGCACCUUGGAUGAUAGACAUCGACGGUUCUAUGAUAUGCUGCGGAUAUCAUUAAAAAAACUAAGCUCUCUAGCUUCCCAACAACUUGGAAUGCUAUGGGGAGUGAAGGAUGAGCUUACCGAACUCAAAAGCUCUGUUUCAGCCAUCAAAGCUGUAGUUCUUGAUGCAGAGGAGCAAACUAAAAGUCACUUUUUGAAGGAUUGGCUCGAGAAGUUGAAAGAAGCUCUUUAUGAUGCAGAAGAUGUACUUGAUGAAAUCUCUUGUGAGGCUGUUCGUCGAGGAAGAAAAGCAAAGCAGGUAAGGAUCUUCUUCUCUAGAUAUAACCCGAUCGCAUUUGACUAUAAGAUGACAUGUCAAAUAAAGAAUGUUAGAGAGAGGUUGGAAGUGAUUGCUGCUGAAAGAAAGAACUUUCAUUUGACUGAAAUCAUUGGACAAAAGACUCAGCAUGGUUCGUUUGAUCAAAUUCAUAUGGGGGCAGAGACCCACUCUUUUUCAAAUAAUGAAGAGGUGAUCGGAAGGGAUGAUCAUAAGAGAGUAAUAAAAGAUCUUUUACAAGAUAUGAAUGUCAAAGACAAUAUUUCAUUCAUCGCAAUAGUUGGAAUGAGUGGAAUAGGCAAGACAACACUGGCUAGAUCCCUCUUCAAUGAUUCACAAGUAUCACAAUGUUUUGAUCUAAAAAUUUGGGUUUGGGUUUCUCAAAAUUUUGAAGUGAAAAUAGUAGUGGAGAAGAUUAUAGAAUCCGCAACCAACAGCCGUCCUAAUGUACAUGGGAUGGAAUCUCUGCAAACCCAGCUUCAAAAAAUGCUCCAAGGAAAGAAAUAUCUGUUGGUUAUGGAUGAUAUAUGGAAUGAAAGCGAACAAAAAUGGUUCGAAUUGAAAAACUUGUUGAUGGGUGGUGCGAGAGGGAGUAAGAUUAUGAUCACAAAGCGUGAUAGUACACUAGCGGUAGAGAUCUCAAACAUGACGUCUCUAAUCACUUUGAAGGGCCUAUCAGAGAGUGAUUCUUGGUCGUUGUUUAAAAAGGUGGCAUUCAUGGAUGGUAUAGAGCCAGAAAAUCCGAAGUUGAUACAAUUAGGAAAAGAGAUUUUGGUGAAGUGUGGAGGUGUUCCUCUUGUAAUAAGGCAUAUAGGACGUCUGCUAUACAUACAAAAAUCUGAAGAAGAAUGGAUAUCCUUCAAGAAUAACCAACUUUUGGAAGUAAUUCAACGGGAUCACGACAUGGCAUCGAUACUAAAAUUGAGCUAUAACCACCUUUCAUCAAAUUUAAAGCAAUGUUUUGCUUAUUCAUCCUUGUUACUUAAAUAUAGGCUCAUCCAUAAAGAUGAAUUGAUUCGACAAUGGGUGGCUCAAGGUUUUGUCCAAUCACUAAGUGGGUGUAAAUCCAUGGAAGAUACAGCAAAUGACUAUUUCAUGGAAUUGUGUUGGAGGUUCUUCUAUGAAAAUUUUAAUGAUGAGCAUAACUUCGAGGAUGAUGUUUAUAUCCAUGAUGUGAUGCAUGAUCUUGCUAGGAUGGUAGCAGGAAACGAAUAUGUAGGUGGGAAUCAGAAUCAUGAUCAUGUUGUUGCCGAAAGUACUCGCCAUAUCUUAUUCGACCGUGAAAUAGGAAUAUGGGAACAAGUUCCAUCCAAAUUACUCAAGGCAAAAGGAUUGAGAACCUUUAUUUUAUCCAAUGAUAUUUUGGACAGGAAGAAUCAGAUGAAUGAAGUUGUUUUGGAUGAGCUCUUUUGCAGAUUUUCACGUUUGCGAGUACUAGAUUUAAAGUACUCAAAUAUUAAAAGGGUGCCAGAUUCUAUCAAAAGGCUUACGCAUCUUCGAUAUCUUGAUCUAUCUGGAAAUUAUAUGAAAUCACUCCCAAAUUCUGUCACUGCAUUGGUAAAUCUGCAAACACUAAAUCUAAAGCAAUGUUAUGCACUAAAGAAACUGCCAAGAGGGACUAGAAAUCUGGUAAAUCUUAGGCAUCUUAAUAUAUCUGAUUCAACCCAUCUAACCCAUAUGCCAGAAGGAAUGGGAAAAUUGACUUGUCUACAGACAUUAAGUUCAUUUGUGUUGGACAGUCAUAGUCAUAGGCUUGGGAGUAAGCUAAUCGAACUGAAUGGGCUGAACGAUCUAAGAGGAUCCUUAGAGAUUAUAGGUUUAGAGAAUUUGAAGUUUACACCAUCGGAAGCCAGUUUAGCAAACCUGAAAGAGAAAAAAGGUUUGCGACAUUUGAAACUGAUAUGGAAGAAUCUGAGUGGGGAUGAGCAUAGAUUCCAAGCUGAUGAAGAAAUAUUAGCAGGGCUAGAACCAAAUCCAGCCAUUGAAUCCUUUAGAAUUUCAGGGUAUUUUGGAGUCAAAUUACCCAACUGGUUGUCCUUGUCCAGCCCACUUAUGAAGCUAACUCGCAUUAUGAUCGUGAAUUGCAAGAGACUGCAAAAUCUACCUCAGAUCCAGCACCUUCCUGCUCUCAAGUCUCUAUACUUAGUGAACUUAACAUCUCUCAAAUUCAUAGACAACACUGAUCCAUACUCGUCAGCACUGUUUUUUCCAUCUCUAGAAAGUCUAUGUUUAAUGGAUAUGCUUAAUUUGGAAGCAUGGUGGGAAAGGGAAUCAAUGGUGGAAGAGGAAUCCCUUCCAACGUUUCCCUGUCUAACUAUACUAUCAAUCUCCAACUGUCCCAAGCUAGCUACCAUGCCAGGACACCCACCUUUAACAGAUAUUACAUUAGACGGUGUUGGUCUACAGAUGAUGAGUAGCAGACGAAGCAGUUCAAAUACCUCUCCAUCUUCGAGUUUGAAAAGUCUAGAACUCAAAGGAAUCGAGGAUCUAAAAAAUUUGUCACACAAACUACGACAAAACCUCAAUUCAUUGAAAUUUCUGUAUAUAACAGAAUGCGAAAAUUUGGUGAACUCACUCUUUGACGAUACGCGUAAUAGUAGUACCUCGACCAGGAAUUAUACAGAGCUUGGAGAUGCUAUGCAAUGGAAAUUCCUUCUUAAUCUGAAAUUCUUGCGUCUUGAGAAUCUCCCGAAACUAGUGUCGCUGCCAAUCGAGGUCCAGCAUUGGACUGCCCUGAAAUUUCUGAUAAUAUCAAAAUGCCCUAAUUUCAGCAGCUUACCGGAAUGGAUUGGCGGGAUGGUUUCACUUCAGGAGCUGGAGAUUCUUGAGUGUCCAAAAUUAAAAUCACUGCCGGAGGGAAUUCGGGAACUCAAAGCUUUGAAUCACCUCCGCAUUGCGGGUUGCCGGGAAUUGGAAGAAAGAUGCAGAGAGGGGGCGGAGGAUUGGCCUAAGAUUGCACAUGUCCCCCAUUUUUGGCGGUUCCUUUCGUACUAUAAAAGAUACGAAAAUGCCGCCGACUUUAACACUAAGCAACCAUCUCUUUCUUCAGGAUCGGAAGCUAAGCGCGGGAUAUGGAGGAAAAUGAAAGUGUACUUAAUCACCAAGGGAGGGUAAAGAUAUUACCUUGAAUGUAGUAGUUCUGAAAGCAUCAGCAUCCAAUGGUGGCUUGACUUCUUUGCCAAUCUUAUGAUUGCGUUAGUACUUAGGGUUGUUGCUCAUAAAUUAAUAUAACCUUUAAUUUGAUACUACUUUAUAAAACC